AUGGCAUAUGAUAAUGGUCUUGCUGUUGGGCUAGGAGUGGGUAUUCCUUCUGCGGUUAUUGUUCUCUUUUGUCUCAUCAUGUGGUAUAGAAAUGAAAGAAAGCAGUCGAGAGAGGAUCGGAUGGAAAAUGAGAUUGAUUUGGGGUUGAGAGAUGAUCAACUGUUCAAUCAAUUUGAGGAGGAGUUACAUAAGAAGCGUGGUGAAAGAAAUAAGUCCUCGUUAACGCAAGAAGAGGCUGGAGCAGAAGCGCAUGCCGAAAAGACAUAUCAGACUUCGUUGUCAAAUGGAUCUUCGUCCACUACAAAUUUUUUGGAUAGGAAGGUAAUAGCAACGCACCAAAAAACACCCUCAUCAUAUGAUUUCUACGAGUCUGUCAUUCCUAUAUUACCACCUAACGCCUACUAUAAUACAUCAACACAAUCUCCAGCAAGUUCGAAUAAUAACGUUCCCACAACAGACAAGGUCGCUAAUGGAAGUACUAUUUCUCCGCCCCGCAUCCCCAACGACAAUUUUGCUAGUAGCAAUGAAAGUAUAGUGGCCUCUCCUACAAUCGCAAGUAACGGUCCUGACAAAUCGCUAGAUACCUUGGCUAAGCAGUUGACUGGGCCUUCAUAUUUUGAGAAAUUACCAUCAAGAGCUGCUACCGUCAGCUUAAAGCAACGGAAUCAAAUAAUCUCCAACAAUUCGAGUAGCGAUAUUCUUACUAAUAGCUUUCCGAGCACUAAAAACUCCCAAGCACAAGAAUCAGCCUCCGAAAUUCAACUGGGCUUUUAUUCAAAGGUUCCAAAGUCCUCAACACAUAGCAACCUAGCAGAUAUUGCGAACGGUAACCAAAUGGACUCGGCGGAUGAAAUCGCUGAACCUUUCGAAGAUACGAAUGAACAUUCUGGAAUUUCUCCCUUCAGUAUUAGGAAGAAUGAUAGUCAGGAUACUUACAAACCGGAUGUCGUGAUCGAAUAG
Debaryomyces hansenii CBS767 is the source of this 960-nucleotide messenger RNA. RefSeq lists its product as uncharacterized. NCBI's taxonomy places the organism in Eukaryota, Fungi, Ascomycota, Pichiomycetes, Serinales, Debaryomycetaceae. The transcript has a single exon. The record is from RefSeq and is a predicted model, not a curated record. Bases 1 to 960 code for a protein of 319 amino acids.